Molecule: messenger RNA, 1794 nt
Organism: Nymphaea colorata (pocket water lily)
Lineage: Eukaryota; Viridiplantae; Streptophyta; Magnoliopsida; Nymphaeales; Nymphaeaceae
Exons: 8
Coding region: 1-1629 (542 amino acids)
Molecular function (GO): zinc ion binding
Source: RefSeq, a predicted model, not a curated record
AUGGGGACCGGGUGCAGCAAGGAGGUCGUCGGGACUUCGCGUGGAACAAGAGGCCCAUCGUUGCGGUCCUUCUGCUCGGGCGGAUGCUCUUAUUCCUUGGACCAUGAUGAUGAUCCUCGUCAGGAGCUUUUGUCCGAGGUUACAUUAGAGAAAUACCUCUUUUUAGAUGAGUUUUUUGAUGCAUGGUCUCAUGCUUAUGGUAUGAAGUAUGAAAAAAAAGAAGGCUUCAUAAAAGGUGAAGCACUGGGAACUAUACAAGUGUCUUCUGUCUCGUCCAAUGUAGAGUUCAAUGGGUGGAUUCAUGAAACUGCAUCUUCUGACCCGUCUGCUGCUGGUAAUUGCUCUAUCAGUGCUGACCAAAUUGGCAUCAGCUUGAAUAGACCAACAAGUCUUGGGUCAUCUCAGGCUUAUUCACUUCUGUCAAGUAGCCGUCCCACUUCAGAUUCCACUGCAGUUUUUCAUGAAAGUACCUGUUUAGACAAUUUAGGAAGCAACAGUAAUGCUCUCAGAGAUGGCAACCAAUGUACACCUGGAUUACGUUGGAUAAAUUCUUCAAAUGGUUUUCACAGAAUAGAUUCUUCUUCUGAUGAACUACAACUACACCCUUCUGCUAAAUUGGUUCAACAGCUGGACCAUGUUAUGCCUUCUUUUGAGAACAUAACGACCCAUAGCUCUGUUACAAUGCGUGAACUUGCUGUAAAUGGACCUUCUCUAGAGAGCUGUUCUGGAACAGCUCAGGAUGAGUCAAUGCAUGCUUGUAGAAGGGCAGGAACAACAGACUCUCUACAAACAGGGAUGCAAUUUAGCAGGGCAUUGAGCGUUGGAAGAUUUCGUGAUAGAGUCCUGCAAAGAAGUGACACAGUUGGGGAUGUGACACAGGGUAAUGUGCCAGACCUCUAUGACUUAACGUCAGAAGUUGUUCAACAAAAUGCUGAAAUUCCUCAUAUGUCCUCCAGUCAUGACUUUGGUGGCAGUUCCAUUAGGCCUUCCAAUGGUAGUCACCAACUUGAUGUGGGUAAUCAGCAACUGGUAGAUGUUACUGAUGACAAUCCUUCUUCACAUCGAAUGACAUUCCUCGAAAGGAGACAAAGGGUGAGGUCUCAGGUUAGGGCACUCCACCGUUUGGGAAGUCGAUUUGAGAAUUUAGUUGGUCAUGACAGAUCUUGUAUCUUGUCUGGUCAACAUCGUAGAGGUCGUUGUCUGUGCCGAGCAAAUAUUAGGCCAGAUAAUACUGAAGGUGAUACAAAUACCAGAGCAAGCAUAUCAAGAAUUGUGAUGCUAGCAGAAGCAUUGUUUGAUGUUUUGGAUGAAAUUCACCAGCAAUCUGUGGUCUUGUCUUCUUGGCCUUCUGUGUCCUCACUGGGAUCUGUACCUGCUCCAAAGGAGGUUGUAGAGCAUCUGCCUGUCAAAGUGUAUACUAAAUCUAGUCUUAAGAAUGAGGAAGCUGCCCAAUGCUACAUUUGCCUUGUGGAGUACGAUGAGGGAGAUUGUUUGAGAAUACUUCCUUGCCACCACAUGUUUCACCAAUCAUGUGUAGAUAAAUGGCUGAAAGAAGUUCACAGAGUAUGCCCCCUUUGUCGAGGAAAUAUUUGUACAUCAGAUUCUUUGCCACUCGAGACUGUUGGUUGAACCACAAUUCGAUGUCUUCUUCUGUAUGACUUAUCAUAUCACCAUCUGUUUGUAACUGUACAUGAUGGUCUCAGGUGGCGUUGCCAGCGCACCAUAGUCUCCUUCCCUUGUUUGUUUAAGGCAAAGCUUUUAUUUCAGAGAACUCCUGCUCUGCGUUUCGUUGCA